AUGGGUGUUGAUGCAAAGGGCAUUGGACUUCUUCUCUGGAGAAUUAUUAGAUUUUCUGGAAGUUGUUGCUAUAGAUUUGUAAGAAAAUAUCCAGUUGUGUCAGGUCUUUUGAUCUUUGUUUUCUUCCUUUACAUUUGUUUUCCUUCUGUUUUCUACCUUUUGAUGUACUCUUCUCCUAUUCUUGUUUGCACUGCUGUUUCCAUCCGAUUUUAUUUGAAAACCAAAAAACCUGAUGUCCAAUGGAUUAAGAAAAAAGACAGUGAUGAGAGAUCAUCUGCUGAUGUAAAUAGACCGAACGAGACUUUGUUACGACCCCAGAAAAGUGUAAGAAGAAAUGCUAGGAAGGAGGUCGUAGAAUGGGAUAGAAAAGAUAGCCCGGAAAGGGACACGCUUUUUCCGACAAAUCCUUAUAAUAGUCUGUCUAGUAAAAUUAAUUUUCUGGAAGAAAAUUCGAAGUUGAUCUUCGAUGUGAAGGGAAGUUCUAAUAUGGAACAUGGAGAGAGUUCUUCCCAGAAUGAGACUGGAGGAAAUGAUCGAGCAUUUGAUGACCUGAAUCUGCUCUUGGAUAAGGAGACAUCAAAACCUCAUAGUGUCUCGGGUGAUAGCUUUCAAGGGCAGUCAGGAAAAGAUCCUGAUGGUGGUGGUGGCGGUGGCGGUGGUGGCGAGGUAGACAUAGAAAGCUUGGAAGAAGGGGAGGAUGAGGAGGAAGAAGAGGUGCAGGAAGAUGGGAAUAAUAAGGCUGUUGAAUGGACGGAGAAUGAUCAGAAGAAUCUUAUGGAUCUUGGGUUUUCUGAGUUGGAAAGAAACAAAAGGCUGGAAAGUUUAAUAGCCAAACGUAGAGCCAAAAGGAUGUUCAAAAUAGCAGUUGAGAAAAGCCUGAUGGACAUGGAUAGUGUUCCCCCUACUCAAAUUGCUCCCAUUCUAAUUGUUAAAAACAACAUUCUUGGUGUUUCCAGUAAUCCCAAUGAAGAAGAAUUGCAAAUGCCUGGUUCUGCCCCUUCCAUCUUGUUGCCUACACAGAAUCCAUUUGACCUACCUUAUGAUCCACUUGAAGAAAAACCAAAUCUUAUGGGAGAUAGUUUUCACCAAGAAUUCAUGGCAGCCAACCAAAAGGAAAUGCUCUUCUGCAGGCAUGAAAGCUUCUGUCGUGGACCUUUGUUUUCGUUGGAAACCACUCAAGAACCAAAUGAUGCUCACUUUAACCCCUAUUAUGGUACCGAGAGAAGGCUUGCAGAGGGUCCAGCAGUUGCUAGAUUCAAAAGGCUGCCAGAUAAAGGAGGUCACCACCAGCAUAAUUCCUCUGGUUUAGGAAGUGAUAUUGAUCUUGUUGAACCACAAGACUCCAAUCACAAUAAGGCAAUGAACUCAUCGGAAGGGAAAAACGAAAAGAUUACAGAAAGUGCGAAUGAUAGGAUUGAAACAGAAGGAAAGAAGAAGGAAAACACUCAUGACCUGGAGCCAGGAUUAAUUGGAAGUGAAGUCAAAAUGGAGACAGAUUCAAUAAAAAACAAUGAUUCGUGUGACUCAUCUUCAUCCGAAGCUAGUGAAUCGGUCUUAGAUCAAACAAGUAAAUCUCCAGAGAUACGUACUGAUCAAGUGCAAAAGGCCUUUAAUCUUUCAAUUCCUCCUAAGGGGAGAACUGUGAAUAGACUUCCCUACGAUUCCAGUCCAUCUCCAUCUGAAAGGCGUAGGACAACAGAGUUUAAUUUAUUUUACAGUACAUAUAGGCGACAGUGUCAUACUCCAACCUGCUCCAUAGCUUCUGACUUGCAAGUUGAGGUCUCAGAAGUUGGUUCACCUCCACUAACAACCGAUGGAACAGUUUCAUCUGUUGAUGGUGAUUCAGUUACAUAUGAUGCAGAUGUUGAUAGGGAUAUCGCUUCUGACAGUGAAGAACUGUGGGGAGGUUCAUUUAACCUAUCAAGAUCAGAGGCAAAUCAAGAAAAACUAAGAGAAUUAGAUGAUAUUAUUGAAGAGGAUUCUGUAAACUUUUCAAGUUUAAACAGGAAACCUGAGGAGCCAAUUGCUCCAAUCUCUCCAUCUGAACAGGAAGCCAAGCAAAAUUUGAAUAGCACAAGUUCGCUAUCUUCAAGAAUAGAUAUACCUGAGAACGGUGCUUCGCAUCCAACAUAUACAAACCUUGAAACUCACGAAGAAGUCAAAAAAAUGGAUGAAGAAGUUGAGGGAUGCAAGACUUUCAAUGUUUCUGACACUUUAUCACCUGAAUCUCCUGGGAAAACCAUGCAUUUGAUGGAGAAGUCAGUGGUUCAUUCACCUUCCGAAUCUUGUUUCGAGAAGCCAGAGAAGCCUACAGAAGAGUUGAACAUAAUUGGUAAUGUGAAGCUGACAACUCAAGGAGAUGCUGACACUUUAGACUCGAAAUCAUCUGAAAAUGGAGAGAAUGGAGUCCAAAUAUUGAUUGAACCUCCAGCUUUAGGGGAGAUGAGAAAACCAGCUGAGGCAAUCAACUUAGAUUCCAGCGAGCACAGGCAUGGCAAUUUAGAAACAUCUUAUGAGUCAAAAAGAAUUAUGGAAUCUGAAGAGGAGACGCAGGAAAGUCAACCUUCAAAGUAUAUUGAAGAAGACACUCAUAACCUAACGGAGCAUGACACUGGGGAUGCACCAAAUGCAGUUCAAAGCAGAGAACAACCUUCAAAGAAUAUUGAAGAAGAUACUCAAAACUUAACUGAGCAUAACACUGAGGAUGCACCGAAUGCAGUUCAAAGUAGAGACGACUUGAAGUCUUUUCCAUAUAAUAUGGUUGAUCAAAAUGUUGCCGAGGAUAAUGUUUCUGGAGUGAAACAAAGAUUUGGUGGUCCUAUUGCAAUGACUCUAAAUCGAAGAUUGGUGAUUGAACAAAUUUCUAUCGACUCAUAUUCAUCUCCAAGGUCUGUGUUACCACAAAACAUCCUGGAAGAUCAAAUACCUAUAUCAGAUGUUGAGCAACGAACACAAACAGAUAUGCCACAUUCUGUUGUGGAAGACAUAGCAAGUGACAAUUUAGCAGAGGACCAACCACAUGAAAACUUAGAUUUUAACAUGCCCCUAAUUGCACAGCAAUUGGUUGAGAAUUCUGCUGAUCACUCAUCCAUUAAUUGCAGUAUUGGAACAUUGGAGGGAUCAUCUAACAUGAUAGAGAAGAGUACUAAUGAUAGCACUGCCCAUAAUAUGAAUGAACUUGUGUUAGAAGACACACAUGGCAAGGAAGAUUCUUCUAUAAAAUCCAGUGAAGUUGAAUCAGAAACGUUGAUGAGUUUAAAGGAUGCUAAAGAAUUAUCAAAACCAUCCAGUGAAAGUAGUCCUGGUUCUAUUGAGCAUCUUGAAGGAGGAUCAGAAAAUCUGAUCGAAUAUGACACUGGAAUUGAUCCAUCAAAAUCAGAAGAGGAAAAUGCUAAAUCAAAUGAUCCUGAAACAAUGGCGAGAGAAGAGGUAAUCCCACCACUUAAUUUUGGCAAAAGAUCUCUAUACUUGCUUCAUUCAGUUGUCACUGAAUUACAACAACAAUACAGUAUCCUUUCAGCUUUUGAAUUAGAACCAACAAAUUCUCCAAGGAAGGUCAUUGAGGAAGGCAAAAUUGUCAUAAAUAUUAAUAAUUCAGAAGUCAAUGAGAAGGAAGAAGGGAAGAACUUGACAACCGAUGAAGGUGAAUCCCAAUUCUCAAUCCGACCGAAGGACAUCAAUGGACCUGAAAAAUCAAAUGAACAUGAAGCUGAUGUGCUCAAAACAGAAGCAAAUGAAGGCGGUAAUACAAGCAUUCCUGCAACUGCAAGAGAAGAAGAGACUCCUAUCUGCUCCUUCACGAAGAACAGUUUCCGUUAUACUUCUGAUUAUGUUUUGCCUACAAAGUCUGCAGCAGAAGUUAAUGGCAUUGGCGACGUGAAUGACUCAUUAGCUGAUAAUUUAACCAACAAAGAGAUCUUGAACCAUGUUCUUGACGGUGAAGGUGAGCCCCACAUAUCGAGUAGACAAGAGGAUGUCAUAGAACCAUCAAAGACCACCGGGGCAACUAGUGCCGGAUCUGUUGAAGAUACUGAACAUGAAUCCAAAAGAUUAACCGAAGCUGAAUUCAAUGCUGACCUAUCAACUUCAGCAGGAGAAAGUAACAGCAGCUUGAAUAACAUUAAAAAUGGUGAAGAGAUACAAAAUUUGAGUGGUCCAGAAGGUGUAUCAGAUGCACCACAUUCAGGUGAGGAUAAUCUCAAGGCCAUUGAAAGCAUCUCAGCUGUAGGUAAUAGCACGACGAGUACAUUAAUCGACCAUAAGAUUGCAGAGGAAGCAUCAAAACCAACAGAAUCUGAAGUCAAGGCUGUCAACACUGAGGAAAAUGAUAGCAAUGCAGCGGCAAAAUAA
Molecule: messenger RNA, 4350 nt
Organism: Durio zibethinus
Lineage: Eukaryota; Viridiplantae; Streptophyta; Magnoliopsida; Malvales; Malvaceae
Source: RefSeq, a predicted model, not a curated record